AUGAGGGUUUUUUCAGGUCGUUUUGUGGCUUAUUUCUUGAGCGUUUUUCUUGUGUGUGGUUUGGUUGCGGCUGAAGUAAGUAAGGUUGAAGAGGACAAGCACUUGUUCCCUCGUCCUCAUUUUAUCAAACCUCGUUUUAGGCCGCCUUUGCAAAGGCCUGGUCUAGGGAGGAAGGGCUUUAGGCAUGGAAGUUUCGGUGGUGGUGGUGGACUUGGCGGUGGCGGCGGGUUAGGUGGUGGAGGUGGCUUGGGUGGUGGUGGUGGUUUAGGUGGUGGAGGUGGCUUAGGUGGUGGUGGCGGGUUAGGUGGUGGAGGUGGGCUCGGUGGUGGUGGUGGCUUAGGCGGUGGAGGUGGGCUUGGUGGUGGCGGUGGACUUGGCGGUGGAGGUGGGCUUGGUGGUGGCGGUGGACUUGGCGGUGGAGGUGGGCUUGGUGGUGGUGGUGGGCUUGGUGGUGGUGGUGGACUUGGCGGCGGUGGUGGACUCGGUGGUGGCCACGGUGGUGGGCUUGGUGGUGGAGGUGGACUUGGAGGCGGUGGUGGACUUGGUGGUGGCCACGGUGGUGGGCUUGGUGGUGGACUUGGUGGUGGCCACGGUGGUGGGCUUGGUGGUGGAGGUGGGUUAGGAGGUGGUGGGGGACUUGGUGGUG
Messenger RNA from Morus notabilis, 646 nucleotides. RefSeq names its product glycine-rich protein 23-like. The record is from RefSeq and is a predicted model, not a curated record. The annotation marks the transcript as partial. Lineage: Eukaryota; Viridiplantae; Streptophyta; Magnoliopsida; Rosales; Moraceae. The transcript is spliced from 2 exons.